This is a messenger RNA of Diabrotica virgifera virgifera (western corn rootworm), 552 nucleotides long. Its product is annotated as COX assembly mitochondrial protein 2 homolog. NCBI's taxonomy places the organism in Eukaryota, Metazoa, Arthropoda, Insecta, Coleoptera, Chrysomelidae. The transcript has a single exon. The record is from RefSeq and is a predicted model, not a curated record. Bases 105 to 353 code for a protein of 82 amino acids. Gene Ontology annotation, cellular component: mitochondrion.
UAUAUUUUGACAUUAACACAAAUCUAACUUCACCCGUAGAACUUUUUAGUGGCAAUUUUGCUUGAAGCAACUUCGAAACAAACUGUUGUUGAAAUACAUGCAUUAUGCAUACGGAUCUCUCAGCACAUUUGCAUACUGAGAGAUGCAACCGAAUCAUUGAGAUGCUCAGAAAGUGUCACGCUGACUACCCUUUUAGAAAGUUUUUCGGUGAAUGCAACAGUGUGGAUAGUCUUAUGAACGCGUGCUUGAAGCAAGAAAGACUGGCUAGAAGGGAUAAGAACAUGGAAAAAUCGAAAGAGAUGAAAAGAAAGUUGCGAGAGAUGAUUUUAGAUGAAUUGGAGGAAGAAAGUUAAUAAUGUCAGGAAGUAAUGUUAUCUUUUUCAAUAAUGUAGUCGAAAUUGUGCUUAAAAGUAUUAAUGACACCAAUUUAUGUAUGUAUUUUGUUAUAUUAUUAAGUAUUGUAAUAUAACUUGCUAGAAUAUUUAGGAAUUUUGUUAUAAAUUAUGUUAUUUUUAAGCGUUAUUUAUAUUAUAUAACUUCAAUUAUCGGAAA